AUGGACACCAACACUCCAAAGGGAAACGUUUUCAUUCAGUGGCUCAAAUCUCAGAGAGCCGCUGUUGACGAAACCGCGAUGGGUAUCGCCGACAUACCGGGAUACGGACGCGGUAUAGUUGCUCUGCGGGACUUGCCAAAAGAGCACACCUUGUUCACCAUUCCUCGAAAUCUCGUCCUGUCGAUGCGCACAUCGUCCCUUCCUCAAAAAUUUGGCCAGGCAGCCUGGAAAAAGUUCGGUUUGCACCAAGGCUGGAUUGGCCUCAUCCUCUGCAUGCUUUGGGAGGAGGCUCAAGGAGUGUCUUCAAAGUGGCAUGGAUUCUUCCCUAUCCUUCCUGACGGCUUUGACACCCCGAUGUUCUGGGACGACGCCGACCUCGAAGAGCUGAAGGGGACAGCCGUGGUAGAUAAGAUUGGCAAGGACGAUGCCGAAAACAACUUCAAGACCAAACUUCUGCCUGCUGUAGAGAGCCGUCCGGACCUCUUCCCCCCGGACACCGUUGCUACGACCUACACGCUUGAGCGUCACCAUUUAAUGGGCAGCCGCAUCCUCUCUCGUAGCUUCCAUGUCCUCCGGUGGAAAGCCUAUGGCGAACAGCCGGAUGAAGAAGCUGAGAUAGGCGAGGCCGAUGCAAGCUCGGUGUUGAAUGUGGAUGUUGCGGCUUCUGAGAGCAGUGUCAUGGACAUUGACGCGUCGAAUGACGAGGUCGAGAAUACCACCGCAGAAGCGGCCGAUAGUGCUGGACAUGAGGCGGAAAACGGCAAAGACGAUGAUGAUGAUGAUGACAGAUACGAAGACCCUGCCGAUGUCGCAAUGGUCCCGAUGGCAGACAUGUUGAAUGGCCGGUUUAAUACUGAGACAGCUAGGCUAUUUUACGACGACGAGCAUGUCCUACGGAUGAUGACUGUUCAUGAGAUCAAGGCCGGCGAGCAAAUUUGGAACACGUACGGAGACCCGCCGAAUUCGGAUCUUCUCAGACGUUAUGGCUUUAUUGACGUGACCAAACUGGAGUCUCCGCUAUCCGGCGCAGGCAACCCUGCGGACAUCGUCGAGAUACCUGCAAACCUUGUCGUAGAAGCGGCGACCAAACACACGACGUCCAAGACUCAGGAUCGUGUAGAUUGGUGGCUGGAAGAGGCGGAGGACGACGUCUUCGUUGUAGGUACUGAUUGCGAGCUUCCGCCGGAAAUGGUCUCCCUUGCCCGCCUGCUUUUGCAGCCGAAGGCCGAGUGGGAAAAGACUAAAGCUAAGGGCAAAGUUCCUAAGCCUACUAUGGAUACGACCAUUGCAGCAAUCGCCAUGGACGUUCUCCAGAGUCGUUUGAAAGAGUACCCAACUUCCGUCGAGGAAGAUGAGAGGCUCCUCGCCGACGAAUCCCAGCUUGGCUUCAACCGAAAAAUGGCUGUGACUGUCCGACUUGGUGAAAAGCGCAUACUUGCUGGUACGCUUAGAGAGCUGCAGAUCAAGUUUAGCAAGGAAGCCAGCAAGCGAAAGCGUGGCACGGACGGUGCGGCCGGCAAGGGCAAAAAAGCACGGCAGUGA
Molecule: messenger RNA, 1542 nt
Organism: Phanerochaete carnosa HHB-10118-sp
Lineage: Eukaryota; Fungi; Basidiomycota; Agaricomycetes; Polyporales; Phanerochaetaceae
Exons: 9
Coding region: 1-1542 (513 amino acids)
Biological process (GO): peptidyl-lysine monomethylation
Cellular component (GO): nucleus
Molecular function (GO): protein binding; protein-lysine N-methyltransferase activity
Source: RefSeq, a predicted model, not a curated record